This is a messenger RNA of Sphaeramia orbicularis (orbiculate cardinalfish), 2306 nucleotides long. RefSeq names its product TP53 induced glycolysis regulatory phosphatase a (gene tigara). Bases 927 to 1715 code for a protein of 262 amino acids. Gene Ontology annotation, cellular component: cytosol. Lineage: Eukaryota; Metazoa; Chordata; Actinopteri; Kurtiformes; Apogonidae. The transcript has 6 exons. Gene Ontology annotation, biological process: negative regulation of glycolytic process; regulation of pentose-phosphate shunt. Gene Ontology annotation, molecular function: fructose-2,6-bisphosphate 2-phosphatase activity. The record is from RefSeq and is a predicted model, not a curated record.
AGCAUGUUGUUUGGCUGUUUUUAUUCCAUGUAGUGUCAUAUAUCAGCACUAGAUAAAACAAAUCGUGAUAGCUCUUUUAAAUCGAAGAAAAGAAAGAAAAUCUGUGCAUUUAGAUAAUAAUGUAAAUAUAGUUAACCCUAAAGAUUAAAAUGCUUUUUUUUUUUUUAAAUUUGCAAUGAUGUCUAUUCUAAUGUAAAAUUAUAAUAUGAUGUUUGUAAUUAAAAAGGGAACGAAAGAAAGAAAGAAAGAAAGAAAGAAAGAAAGAAAGAAAGAAAGAAAGAAAGAAAGAACACAGUAAAGAAUAUAAAGUCAAGUGCAAAGCAGGAUGUUGUUUGGCUGUUUUUAGUUCAUGUAGUGUCAUAUAUCAGCGUCAGAUAAAAACAAAUCGUGAUAGCUUUUGUAAACCGCUUGCAUAAUUAAUAUUUCAAUAGCACUUCAAGAAUAACUGUAUUAAUAUAAAUAAAAUAACUAAUUUCUCAAACAUUAGGAGACUGCUAUACUUCCCCUCUAAGCAACAUAUUUAUCCCACAUGUACAAAAAUUUUAAUUUACUGAUUCAGGUUGCGACAGUCACAUAUUUAAUGUAAUCAGCGGGUGAAUGAAGGAGAUGUAAUAUUGAGUAAAGAGGCUAAGUGGCGCUAACGUCAGGAACUCCUUCAGCCAAUCAGAAGCCGAGCUACUAAUGCGUGCAACCUCAAAACUUCACACUUCCGGUGUAGGAUUUACAUUCAGUCCGUGAAGCCCCGGUCUCAGCUGUAGAUGAUUAGUAAUCAUCAUUCUGUCCACGCCAGUCUCUGUAAGAUGUCCUGUGUAAAUACUGAUAUUAAAUGUUAAAUUUUUAAUAUAUUUCCACCCCAGUCGCGAGACCAUAUAGUCCAUUCGCGAGAGUCUGUGUUAGGGCACGAGCUUAACUGCCAGUGUUGGCAAAUGCGUAACAACAUGAGAAAGUUAACGUGUGGAUUAACUCUUGUUCGACAUGGGGAAACGCAGUACAACAAACUUGGCCUGCUACAAGGCCAGGCUAUCGACUCACCGUUGUCUGAGACCGGACUGCAGCAGGCGAAGGCUGCAGGACACUACCUCAAAGAUGUUAAAUUCAGCCAUGUCUUUGUCAGUGAUAUGUUGCGAGCCCAGGAGACUGCUGACACAAUAAUGAAACACAACAGUAGUUGUUUAGGUUUACAAAAGGCCAGUGAUCCUUUACUGAAAGAGAAGAGCUUUGGCAUAGCAGAGGGAAAGCGGAUGCUGGACUUGAAAGAGAUGGCCAAGGCAGCUGGUCAGUCGUUUCUAAACUUUACCCCUCCAGAAGGAGAGACCCAAGAGCAGGUGAAGGAGCGGGUCAAAGAGUUCAUGGAGAAAAUGCUCCAGCAGAUUGGGGAAGAACACUGGGAUGAUAACGGGGAAGAUGAAACUUCAAGAGAAACAAUUCCUGUGGAGGGAAACGCGGAUGAUGGGGUUAGGGGUGUCCUGGUCCAUGCCCUCGUGGUCACCCAUGGAGCCUAUAUGGUUGUCGCAGUGAAAUAUUUUGUGGAAGAGUUACAUUGUCCCUUACCUCAGGGUUUAGACCGAGCACGUAUGUUCUCUCUGAGUCCAAACACAGGUCUGUGUCGGUUUAUUCUGACUAUAACUAAAGAGGACGGCAGGUUUAAGUUGUCAGGGAUCCACUGUGUGUUCAUGCACAGAGGGGAUCAUGUUCAACAGGGAGAGUUUAAGUAGAUGUAGCAAGGACGUCACAAUAAACAGGUUUAGAUACAGAUGAAAACUGAAAGGUAUGGAUGAGAAAACUUGAAAAAUACAGGUUAUUUUAUUUAUACAGCACAUAUUUAUUUUUUCUUCUUAAUCUGAGUAAAUGCAUGGUGCACCCAUAAUAGUGUUCAUUAAAAUCACAGGAUGUUUUUCCCCAGUUCUCAGUAAAGAGUGGACCCUGUGAUUUAUUUGCACCGACAAAAUUACAGUUCCACGAAGAUACGGUUGAGAUUUCUGAAAACAGUGGCAACUCUAGACAAGCUCUCACAGGGAGGGGACCGUCAUCUCCCUCAACAUGUUACUGUACAUCAGGGGUAACAAAUGUACGGCCUGGAGUCCAAAACCAACCAGCCAAAGGGUCCAAUCCGGCCCAUGGAAUGAAUUUAUGAAAUGAAAAAAUUACAAUGAAGAUACUAAUAAUUGAGGCUGUCAAAAUCAUUUUAGUUCAUUUUGUCUCAAGUUUGUCAGACCAGUGAAGUACUGUCAUAAAAACCUAUAAAUAAUGACAACUCCAAGUUUUUCUAUUUGUUUUACUGUAAAAAUACAUGAAAAUGUUAACAU